UUGAUCUCUAACAAACAGCUGUUACGGCUGUAGAGAGAAAAAAGGAGAAAGAUCAGGAGUGGGAGCAGCAAUCCGACCCCUGCAGCAGAUUUACCAUGAACACCUACCUCUUUGUGUAUGACUUAAUGCAGUUCUGUGGACAUUCAUGGAUAUUUACAAAUAUGAUCAUCAGGUUCAUGUCAUUUGGAAAAGAUUCGUUGGCUGACACAUUUUACUCCAUAGGACUUGUAAUGCGUCUUUGCCAGCUGUUUUCUCUACUGGAGAUCCUACACAUCCUUAUUGGCAUUGAUAAAAGCCGUCUCUUCCCUAGGUUUCUGCAGAUCACUGAGAGAAUAAUCGUCCUGUUUGUUGUGAUCAACAGUCAGGAAGAAGUUCAAGGAAAAUAUGUUGUGUGUGUUUUAUUUUUCCUUUGGAAUUUGCUAGAUGUGGUCAGGUACACAUACAACAUGUUAUCAAGGAUGGGAAUACACUACCUGCCACUGACAUGGCUCAACUUCUCACUGUGCAUCCCACUCUAUCCCCUUUCAGUUCUGGCUAAAGCAUUUGCAAUUUGUGUAUCCCUGCCUUAUUUUGAAUCCUUUGGCACAUACUCCACCAAGCUACCAUUUCCAUUCACCUUCUCAAUCUACUUCCCCUAUGUUCUGAAGAUGUACCUGCUAGUGCUCUUUGUAGGUAUGUUCUUUAUCAUCCAAAACCUCUUCUCUGAAAGGAAGACACACCUUGGGACAGGCAACAUUAAAAAAAAAAAGAAGCUAAGAUGAUAUUUUGUUUGGAAAUUAAUAUAUUCCCGGUGGGUUGCUGUAUAUCACAGGUUAAAAUGAACUUAGACAAAGGUUUUCAAUGCAAAACUGUUUUCAUGUAAAAUAUCUGACUGUAUAGCAUUUUCAGAAAAGGCAGUCUUUUUAAUGC
This is a messenger RNA of Calypte anna (Anna's hummingbird), 909 nucleotides long. RefSeq names its product 3-hydroxyacyl-CoA dehydratase 4 (gene HACD4). Gene Ontology annotation, biological process: sphingolipid biosynthetic process; very long-chain fatty acid biosynthetic process; fatty acid elongation. The transcript is spliced from 7 exons. Bases 96 to 761 code for a protein of 221 amino acids. Gene Ontology annotation, molecular function: 3-hydroxyacyl-CoA dehydratase activity. Gene Ontology annotation, cellular component: endoplasmic reticulum membrane. The record is from RefSeq and is a predicted model, not a curated record. Lineage: Eukaryota; Metazoa; Chordata; Aves; Apodiformes; Trochilidae.